GUGAGGAGAGAAGUUGUGUUUAGACUCUCCGGAGCGCUUUUAUUUACUUGUUAUCCGCUCUAUAACACAGUUACAGUGCUAUUGUACUGUAUAGUGCUCUAAACCGCAGCGUUCAGUUCAGUUUUACUGCGGAACCUCUGAAGAGGCAGUUCAGCCGGACUGUGGAGUAAAGGCGCUUCUCCGCGGACUGAGAGCUGCUGCUGCUGCUGAGUUUCCUCGCGCCUGUCUGCAGCAGCUCGGCCGGACCUCGCGUGUGAGUUGAACACGGAGGGUGUUCUGAUCUUCCCGGCGCUCGUGCACUGCGUCGUCUCCCGCUGUGAGUGCUGGGGACUGCUGCGUUCUGACCGGGAGCACCGGGAACCGGGAGUCUGUUGUCAUGGCUACUGAGGACGCCACCUCCGCGAGCUCUGUGUGAACCAAAUGAACAUAUUCUCCUGAAAUUCAUCACCAACAACCAGGAUAGACAAAGAGCAAUGUUAACCUGCUGAAAGAGGUGAAGCAAAAGCCGUCCAGAAGAAUCUUCAGAACAAGCAGAAACAGUUUGAUACAUUUAACAGACAAAUGAAGACAAGUCCCAACAUGGAGAAACAUCAGCACUCUGCCAAGAGUUUUACUAAACAGAGUAAUCUCAAAAACCACCAGCGCAUUCACACAGGAGAUAAACCGUAUUACUGCUCAGACUGUGGGAAGAGUUUUACUAGACAGAGUAGUCUCAAAGUACACCAGCGCAUUCACACAGGAGAGAAACCGUAUCAAUGCUCAGACUGUGGGAGGAGUUUUACUAAACAGAAUACUCUCAAAAAACACCAGCGCAUUCACACAGGAGAGAAACCGCAUCACUGCUCAGACUGUGGGAGGAGUUUCACUCAACAGAGUAGUCUCACAAACCACCAGCGCAUUCACACAGGAGAGAAACCGUAUUACUGCUCAGACUGUGGGAGGAGUUUUAAUAAACAGAGUAAUCUCAAAAAACACCAGCGCAUUCACACAGGAGAGAAACCGUAUUACUGCUCAGACUGUUGGAGGAGUUUUUCUGAACAGGGUAAUCUCAAAAAACACCAGCGCAUUCACACAGGAAAGAAACCGUAUUACUGCUCAGAGUGUGGGAGAAGUUUUACUCAACAGAGUAAUCUCAAAAUACAUCAGCGCAUUCACACAGGAGUGAAACCGUAUCACUGCUCAGACUGUGGGAAAAAUUUUAGUCAAAAGAGUGUUCUUCAAAAUCACCAGCGCAUUCACACAGGAGAGAAACCGUAUUACUGCUCAGACUGUAGGAAGAGUUUUACUACACAGAGUGAUCUCAAAAAACACCAGCGCAUUCACAAAUGAUAGAAAACUAUCCCAAAUCUGUUUCAAUUAAAAGUGCGAAUCCUAAACCUUUCAGAACACCUUAUCCUACACAAAUGUUUAACUUUAUCCCUUGGGACACGUUCUACCAGAAAACUGAAUUUAACAAUGGAUUUUACAGGUUCUGCAAAAUGAAUCUUAUCCAGGGAUGAUGUUUAUUGAAUUCCAUGUUAUGUUUACUUGUAUGUUAGAUGUUCCAGGACAUUCUUUGUGUGACACAGCUCAGUGCUUAGGGUAGUUACUGUAGGAGUUCAGUUCUGAAGAAGGGAAAAAAACUUAGUCUGUAAAAUUUAGAUGUCAUAGUUGUUAGGAGUAGAGAAGGAUUAUUAGCUUGCAACUAAAUGUUUAGGACCAAAUCUUCAGAGCUUAUGAUUUGAAUGCUUUUAAUUUAUUUUCUAGUAUAUGCAGAUUUGAUUAUUUCUAUUAAUUUCUAGUAUCUCUGUUUUCACUCUGUGGAAGCCGUCCUCAGUUCCCCAAGCUAAGCAUAGCUUAUCUUAAUGCUAUUUACUGCUAGACCCAUCUGUAUGAAAGAAGAAGUGAAAACACCACCUGAGGAACUCCAGAGAGUGCUCCCAAAAGUGAGACCCAGAUCCACAAAGAGACGACACUGUGCUGGGUACUGCUGUGUGGACCGGAGGAGCAUCCAGACCCCGCAGAGAGGCCAACAAAAUCCUUUACAGAGGUUAAAUAAAACGCUCAAGCUGUAGUUCCCAUACUGAAAUCAACCCACUCCAGGUUUGUGUAGCGCAGUAAGGUUGCAGGCUCAUUCACUCCCUCUGCUGGUGUUCUCAUUUGUCUAUGGUUCAGUCGUUCUGAUUAAAAAUCUGUUACCAUA
Astyanax mexicanus (Mexican tetra) is the source of this 2182-nucleotide messenger RNA. Its product is annotated as zinc finger protein 239-like. Gene Ontology annotation, cellular component: nucleus. Gene Ontology annotation, biological process: regulation of transcription by RNA polymerase II; central nervous system development. NCBI's taxonomy places the organism in Eukaryota, Metazoa, Chordata, Actinopteri, Characiformes, Acestrorhamphidae. Gene Ontology annotation, molecular function: DNA-binding transcription factor activity, RNA polymerase II-specific; RNA polymerase II cis-regulatory region sequence-specific DNA binding. Bases 562 to 1329 code for a protein of 255 amino acids. The record is from RefSeq and is a predicted model, not a curated record. The transcript has 2 exons.